Molecule: messenger RNA, 2010 nt
Organism: Perkinsus marinus ATCC 50983
Lineage: Eukaryota; Perkinsozoa; Perkinsida; Perkinsidae
Exons: 19
Coding region: 1-2010 (669 amino acids)
Biological process (GO): post-transcriptional tethering of RNA polymerase II gene DNA at nuclear periphery; poly(A)+ mRNA export from nucleus; transcription elongation by RNA polymerase II
Cellular component (GO): transcription export complex 2
Molecular function (GO): double-stranded DNA binding; RNA binding
Source: RefSeq, a predicted model, not a curated record
AUGUUGAGGGAGUACGGCCUGGAGGGGGAGUAUGGACGCAUACUGCAUGCUGUCCGGGUUGGCAAUAUUAGAGAGUAUCAAAUCUGCCUCGAGCACAACACUGAUGAGUAUGUGAAGGCUGGGACGUAUAUGGUAAUGGAGAAAUUGCUGUUGGUGUUAUAUAGGAACCUUGCCAAGCGUGUUUACUCGAUAGUAGAUCCCGCCUCGUCUAGUAGCUCCCCUAUGAGCGUGGAGAGCGAGGAUCAUCAACUACAUAGGCCUGAUGCUGACGAGGUCCAGUGUGCUCUAGCUGGCCUCAUAUACAUACAGGCGAUCAAGGGUUACCUGUCGUAUGAGCAUAAGAAGUUCGUCUUCUCCAAACAGAAUGCCUUCCCCCCUAUUGAUAAGUGGAAAUGUGCUGUACCUAGAUUCGACAGCUACGCCGAAUUGGGGGUUCAUCGACACUCCUCUGAUAAGGAGGUUAGAGAGGCGUAUCUAAAGGCCGUCAAACAACACCAUCCUGAUGCUGGAGGAAAUCAUGAGAAAUUCGUUCGAGUGCAACAGGCCUAUGAACACAUUAAUAGGGAUAAGAAGGAUGGCGUGCCGAAGUCGACAAAUACCACAUCGUCUACAUCUUCCUCAUCAUCAUCGUCGUCUUCCUAUUCCUAUCCGAAUAGUGGCGGCUCAGGGUUCGGUGGCUCUGGAGGCUUUGGCGGCUCAACGUGGUGGUGGUCGUCUGGUCGGGGGCGGCCUAAGGGGGAGGACUUCGCUUUUGAUGAAAGGGAGUUUGAAAAGGCAUGGAAUAAGUUCAAGAGAACUCAGCGUAGGCAGGGCAGCGGUCAAUGGGCUCAGUACUACCAGUCGGACUCUGAGGAUGAGGACUACUUUGAUGAGAGUGACGAGGAACGCAUUUUCGAGAGGCGUAGGAAUAACAGUCCUAAGGAGCGAAGGCGCGAGCGAGAGAGCGCUCGUAGAGCGUACGCUAGAUACGCGGAUGAGAAUAUGAAUCCGCGAGAUCGCAAGCCCAAGACAACAGCAGGGCAUUCAGUAGUGGAUAUAGCAACUGCUCACACCUAUCACUCGGGGUUGUUGAAUGGGACGUAUAAACGAAUUGGCAUUUUCAAUGGCCGUCCAGCGUACAGGCGGAUAUCGGGCAAUGAACGAUGGCCAGUCUUCCUCUAUUACUCUGAAAGAUUCAAUGAUUGGAAACUGCAUUCACAGUUGCGGGAUACCAACCUCUGUUACGCCUUCCUGGACGAUCCGGAGUGCUCGAACGCUUUCGACCUCACGAAGAGUACCGAGCCCUGGUUUGUUUUCAAUGAUCGAAAACAUCGGUAUGAGAUAUUGUCAGACAUGAAAUUAACUCUACCCACUCGAGCAGGAGCUACCACGUCUGCUGGAGACAGUGAUGCGACUGAUGAUGCAGGGCCGCCAGCGACAGCGGAGGAGGUGGAGGCGGUGUCCACGUGGUCGGCGGGUGAGUUGAAGCAGUGGUUGGAGGACUGUGGUAUGGCCAAGAAGGCCGAAUUGUGUUUUGAGAAAAACGAUCUAGUCUCAGCAGUGCGGGAGUUGAUGAAAAGUGGCGUCCGGCCGAAGAAGGGUGCCUACUCGGGGAAGGACAAGACUGAUGAUCGAUUCGUUGAUGAUCGAGGAGCUGAUGAGGAGAAGCGGGAGGAAGAAAACAAUCAUGAGGAAUUGACUCUUCUGGACAUGACAAAGGUGAAAGGUAGAGAAGUGAAGCUCGCCUCUCGCAUGAAGUCGGAUGGAAAGAAUAUAAAACCACCAAGGUUGCAGACGAGUUACCAUGCUUUUGGCAAUCGGGUGGAAUUCGCAUAUAAGUCUGGGCAGCCCGUUGAGGAGUUCUUGGCGACCUAUGGAGACCGCGGUAGAGUCUAUGGCGUCUUCGUGGAAGGACAGUAUAAGUUCAGUGUCAUUUGGGACAGGAAGAGCGGUCGAUGGGCACGUGCAAAUUCCCGAUACGAUAGCAGUGAAAGCAGGAAGGAUGAUAAAACGACGAAGACGAAGAAAUGA